This is a messenger RNA of Aspergillus chevalieri, 456 nucleotides long. RefSeq lists its product as uncharacterized. The transcript is spliced from 2 exons. The coding region runs from base 1 to 456 and encodes 151 amino acids. Lineage: Eukaryota; Fungi; Ascomycota; Eurotiomycetes; Eurotiales; Aspergillaceae. The record is from RefSeq and is a predicted model, not a curated record.
AUGAGAUAUUCUACCCCUCUCCUUUCAAUCCUGGCGCUGGUGUCUUCCACCGUCCUAGCUCAGGACCCGGGUCCGUCGCCCACUGCUUCAGUCGGCUGCGAACCGCACGGAGACCAUUGGCAUUGCGACGGCCCAGCCUCAACCGCCAUCUCCUCUGUUACGGAAACCUCGUCCACGAUGCCUAGCCCUACCAAGUCGACUGGUUGCGAGCCGCAUGGCGACCAUUGGCACUGCGAUGGACCGGCCGAGACGGGUUCUACUGCUGCGUCUACCUCUUCCAUAAUGCCUAGCCCUACUGAGUCGGUUGGUUGUGAGCCGCAUGGCGACCACUGGCACUGCGACGGACCGGCCGAGACGGGCAGUGCUGGAGGUGAAGAGGGCAGUGCUGGUGCAAUGGGGGUGCAUGCUUCUCUGCUGGUUGGGUUGUCGGUUAUUGCUGCUGCUUUGAACGUUUAG